Molecule: messenger RNA, 1320 nt
Organism: Phaeodactylum tricornutum CCAP 1055/1
Lineage: Eukaryota; Bacillariophyta; Bacillariophyceae; Surirellales; Neidiaceae
Exons: 1
Biological process (GO): double-strand break repair via homologous recombination
Cellular component (GO): cytoplasm; chromosome
Molecular function (GO): 3'-5' DNA helicase activity; nucleic acid binding; ATP binding
Source: RefSeq, a predicted model, not a curated record
UUCCAAUGGUCAAGCUCCAUGAUGUACCAUUUGCAAUACUCCUUCCGGAUACGAUCCUUUCGUGAUCAUCAAAAAGAAAUCGUUAACGCAACAAUGUCUGGUGACGACGUAUUCGUCAUUAUGCGCACGGGAGGGGGCAAAUCCUUGACUUACCAACUGCCCGCAUUGUUGGAAGGACGAGGCCCUUCAGCUCAGGUCACCUUCGUCAUUUCUCCCCUGCUUUCGCUUAUUCAAGAUCAAGAGGAACAGAUGAAUGCGUUUUGUCCCAAUUCCGCCACUUCGUUUUCGUCCGGCCUAACCGGUGGCAACGCCGAACACGCCCGGAGAUGGAGUAUGGUCCGGGACCCGACAGCGGGGAUGUGCCUGGUGUUUGUCACACCCGAAAAGGUCCACAAGUCGGGCAAACUCAAGUCGGAGCUGCAAAAACUGCACGAUCAAGGUCGUCUCGGGCGAUUCGUAGUUGACGAAGCACACUGUGUGUCGCAGUACGGUCACGAUUUUCGACCCGACUACGCGCAACUCGGUAUACUGAAACGUCAGUUCCCUUCGAUACCCAUGAUUGCCGUGACGGCCACCGCAUCCGACCGCGUGCGGGAAGAUGUCUGUCAAAUCCUUCGUUUAGGUACACGUUAUCGCUUCUUCCGGUCAACCGCCAAUCGACCCAACUUGCAGUACUCCGUCCGGCCUAAACCCGACAGCAAAGAUGGUAUUCUUGCUAACAUGGCGGCUUUCAUCCAAGAGCACCACGCCAAGGAUGCCGGCAUUGUGUACACGUUUAGUAAGAAAGAUGCCGACACGGUCGCGGAUGCACUGUGUCAAUACGGAAUUGUUGCCCGUUCGUACCAUUCCGACGUUUCGCCCACCAACAAAGAAUACAUUCAUCGGUCUUGGAUGCGCAACGAAACGCAGGUGGUGGUCGCCACUAUUGCCUUUGGUUUGGGCAUUAACAAGCCGGAUGUCCGCUUCGUCUUGCAUCACACAAUUUCCAAAACGUUGGAAGCGUAUUAUCAAGAGUCUGGACGCGCUGGUCGGGAUGGCCGAGACGCCAACUGCGUCUUGUACUAUAGUCCAAAAGACGUCCCACGUAUGAUGAAGAUGGUGCACGGGUCGAACGGAGAGCAACUGCUAUGGACUAUGGUACGGUACGGUCAAGCUUCGGGGAACGACGCCGUUUGCAAAGCAAUCAUGCUGGCAAGUUUGGGGGAACCAGACAGUCCCGAUCCGCAACAAGUACAGAAGGAAAAUGACGGAAUAACAACGGACUCGAGGGAUGUUGGGAAACACGCUAAAACUGUGGUCCAGCUGUUGCAGAAACGUAUC